Molecule: messenger RNA, 4374 nt
Organism: Salvia miltiorrhiza (redroot sage)
Lineage: Eukaryota; Viridiplantae; Streptophyta; Magnoliopsida; Lamiales; Lamiaceae
Product: PH, RCC1 and FYVE domains-containing protein 1-like
Exons: 6
Coding region: 1611-4196 (861 amino acids)
Molecular function (GO): metal ion binding
Source: RefSeq, a predicted model, not a curated record
AACAAGGACAUAUGUCUGAGAUUAAUUUUCCAGAUUAAUGUUGUUAUUUUGUCUUGCAAGUUGUUUGACCAGGUAUAGAACAGGCUGGAAGAGUAGAAGUCCAACUUCUGGAAUAAUCUAUAUCUUCCGUCAUUAUCCUUUUACAUCUGAUGCCAUUUAAGCAUUUGUUGAAAACUUUACGGUUAUAGAAGAGAACCCAAUAUAAACUUAUGUAGCUUAAGGUUUUAUAUUUGUGCAGUUGUAUUGCGAUCUCUUUUCUUAAGAGUGUAAUCGACUCUUUGGCAUCAUGUGGUAGUAGAUGAGUAGCUUCAAAAGGUGGAGUAGCUCUUCUUUAUCUUUUGUUUUGGUUUCCCUUUCUUGCGGAGGGACAAAGAAGGAAAAGGACUUUCCUCUGCAGCCUAGCUACUCAAGCUUGUUAUCCCUUAUGUUCUGGACUUAUGCAUUAGGCAGUUCAAUCUGAACGUAGACCUUGUCCUUCUUUAGAUUGAUGUACCUGAAUAACUUGGCAGUUCUGUACUGCAUAUUAUCUGCUUUAAUAGUACUUAUUAUCCCUCUGAAUCUAAAAUCAAAAGGUUUGGGGCUUGGGUGCCACCAGAUCUUGUGCAUUACAUUAAACUUGUCCGUAGUACUUGCAGAUUUUAUUAUUGUAAAAGCGCAUAAGCUGAGGAUAUUUCUCAAUAUACAUUUGAGAUUGAUCAUUGAUUACCAUCAAGACCAACUAAAGUUUUGAAAAGUGGGACUAUUGGAACUCUACGCGUACACUUCAGCAUUGAAUACAAAACAGAGGAAAAAUAUAUAGCCUGACACCCAUUUUAUUAAGAGCAAUUCUUUGUUGCUUCGAUGUUAUUCAAGUCAAGGUUCUAGGAAAAUUUGACUACAUAUCCCUUUAUGUGGUAUCAUCAAGUUAAUCCCAGACUGUUGCAUUUUGAUUUAUAUUAGGUAACUAUCACUUAAAGUUUACACAUAUAACCACAUCCUCUUGAGUGAGAUCUUUUGCAUCCAUUUCAUGUUGGGAAGAAGUAUAAAUAGUAUGAAACAACAUGAACCUUGGUACUCUCAUAAAACAGAAAACCAUUUGAGUUAUCUUCUGUAUUAUUCAUGGACAAAGAACCGUAAGUUAGCAAAAAGUGGUUUUUGGAUUCUUAUGUUUCUGAAUUCACAUAACUUUCUUUGCAUAUUGCACCCAGAGAAGAGUACUUGUUAUUUUCGUCAUAUAUGUUUAUGGUGAAAGAUCUUUUGAUCUGGUCAGUGGUUUCACUGCAAAUUUGAUAAUUGACACAACCCCCUCCGAGACAGCUCUUCUCUCUCUUUGCAGAUCUCUAAGGGCAAAUUGAAUCUGAAGCCUUGCUGCUGGCAUGACGACUUUGAUAUAAACACAUCAAACAUAAGGCUAAUCACACAGAUAGUCGAAAUUGCCAAAAAAAAAAAAAUUGACUUGCAAAAUUUGCUCCUUAACCACACCACCAGUGUCUGGUGCAUGGUGUCGGAAAUAAUUUUCUAUAUAGUUGCUCAUCUGAGGAGAAUUAGAAGGCAAAAUCUCCAAAGAUUCCAGUUCUAUAGAUAAUUAUUUGAACAGCUCUAGCUCACAUGUUGGAUCUGAAUAUACAAGUAUGCAAAUGAGAGCAAGUAAUGCAGAUGGUUUCCGUAUUAGUAUUUCAAGUACUCCUAGUUGUUCAAGUCAAGGUUCUGGAACAGAUGACAUAGAAUCUCUUGGUGAUAUUUAUGUGUGGGGAGAGAUUUGGUAUGAUGAAAUAAUUGAUGGAACUGUGAAUCCAAAUCCAAUAAAAAAUGAUGUAUUGACUCCAAAAGUAGUGGAAUCAAAUGUAGUUCUUGAUGUGCAGCAAAUUGCUUGUGGUGUUCAGCACAUUGCACUUGUUACGAGGCAGGGUGAGGUUUUCACAUGGGGAGAGGAAUCUGGGGGAAGACUGGGUCAUGGAGUUGAGAAAGACUUCAGUCGUCCUCGACUAGUGGAAUUUCUGGCUCUUACAAAUAUCGAGUUUGUUGCAUGUGGCGAGUUUCAUACAUCGGCACUAUCUGCAUCAGGUGACUUAUAUACAUGGGGUGAUGGUACCCAUAAUGUAGGUCUUCUAGGUCAUGGCAAAAACGGUAGCCACUGGAUACCAAAAAGAGUUUCUGGAUCUCUGGAGAGCCUUCAUGUUACAUCAGUUGCUUGUGGCACCUGGCAUUCAGCAGUGGUGACUUCCACUGGAAAUUUGUUCACUUUUGGAGAUGGAACAUUUGGAGCUUUGGGUCAUGGUGAUCAUGAAAGUGUUGCAUAUCCAAAAGAGGUCCAAUCACUGAGAGGUUUGAAAACAGUUUCCGUUUCGUGUGGAGCGUGGCACACUGCUGCUAUUGUAGAAGUUACAAGCCACCCUGGAGUCAAUGCUUCCUCAAGAAAGUUAUUCACCUGGGGUGAUGGUGAUAAAAAUCGACUGGGUCAUGGAGACAAGGAGACUUAUCUUGUUCCAACUUGUGUUUCUGCCAUUAUUGAUUACAACAUACAGCAGCUAGCUUGUGGACAUAACAUAACUGUUGCCCUUACUACAUCAGGCCAUGUCUUCACUAUGGGAAGUACUCAACAUGGCCAGCUUGGUGAUCCACAAUCAGAUGGAAAGCGACCUAGAUUAGUACAAGAUGCAUUAGUGGGACAGUUUGUUGAACAAAUAUCAUGCGGUACACAUCAUGUUGCUGUUCUUACUGGAAGAAAUGAGGUAUUUACGUGGGGAAAAGGAGCCAAUGGUAGGCUGGGACAUGGGGAUUUGGAAGAUCGCAAUGUUCCAACAAUGGUUGAAGCUCUCAAAGAUAAGCAUGUGAAGAGCAUUGUGUGUGGUUCAAACUACACAGCAAGUAUAUGCAUCCAUAAGUGGGUAGCCGGUCCAGAUCAAUCAUUUUGCACUGCUUGCAAGCAGGCAUUUGGUUUUACUCGAAAACGGCAUAACUGUUAUAACUGUGGCCUGGUGCACUGUCACGCUUGCCUUUCCAAAAAGUCGUUGAGAGCAGCACUUGCUCCAACUCCAGGUAAACCACAUCGAGUCUGUGACUCCUGCUAUCUUAAACUUAAAAAGGGUGCUGAUAUUGGAAAUGGAGCGAGUUUAACUCGGAGAGCAUCAGGAACUUCUCAGCGAAUAGAUAGGGGAGUGGGAAAAACUUCACAAGUACUUCUCUCCAACAGAGUGGACCCAGUAAAGUACCUUGAUAUUAAGUCUGCAAUGCGUGGAACAAGUGCUUCCCAAGUUCCAUCGCGAUUGCAGCUAAGGGAUGUUUCUUUCCCAAGCUCCUUUAGUGUCCUUCAACGUGCUCUAAAGCCUGUUAUCACAUCAGCUCCAUAUCCUCAGCAGGCCUCACCACAACCUCAGCCCUACUCAAGACCUGUUUCCCCACAGUCACAAGCUAAUUCUGCCAUGUCAAUGGCUGCCAUUGAUAGUUUACAGGUCGCAAAUGAAAUUCUGACCCAACAAGUUUCCAAACUGCAUAACCAAGUUAAGAGUUUAAAACAGAAAAAUGAAUCCCAAGAUACAGAAAUUCAGAAGUUGAAGAAAGCUACCCAAGAAACUAAUUCACUGGCUGCUGCUGGUUCUUCUAAAUGUGUUCAAGCAGUCCAAGCCGUCAAGACCAUCUCACAUAAAUUGAAAGAAAUUAGAGAGAAAAUACCUCUUGAGAUAUCUGAGAGCGAAUCCUUUAAAUUAGUGCAAGCUCAAGUUGAAUCUCUUCUGCAUAUAAGCGGGGCUCUAGCAUCUGAAGGUAUUUCUCUGAGGCCACCAGAGCCAACACGCGAAUUGAAUACCAAGGAACAUCUCAUUGUUCCACAGAAUAUUGAUGAAGCUUCAAUUGAAAAUAAUGGUUCAUCUGUGAGAGUUAAUCAAUCAAGAGUAGAAGGCGGCCCUGGUACGCCUGAAACUGCAAGUGCUAAGGCACAAAGAGAAGUCAUCGAGCAGUUUGAACCGGGUGUUUACGUGACACUCCUUCAGCUACCAAACGGAAACAAGUUCUUUAAAAGAAUUAGAUUCAGCAAGCGAAGAUUCUCCGAGAAUCAGGCAGAAGAAUGGUGGACAGAAAACAAAGAGAGAUUGCUCAGAAAGUACAACCCGACGAGGACAAGUAACAUGCCAGGUGAUGGAACUCAACCUGAGUCGCCGGCUGAGGUCUUCCACGAGGCGGCACAAUCGUUUGCCGACCUCAAUGUUGUACAAGACUAACUGGUAAGAUAGAAAUACUCAUGAAGGCAUUUCUUGUACUUUCAUAGUAAGGUAUACUUGUGUAACUACACUAGGUUAAGACUAUUUUCUUGUGCAAACCCUAAAAUGGUCGUUUGCUUUGGGUGGUUACUGCUUACUUUGAAUAUACAGAAGAAUAAUAUAGUUCAAUUUUGCUAUA